Colias croceus (clouded yellow) is the source of this 1462-nucleotide messenger RNA. Its product is annotated as ultraviolet-B receptor UVR8. The record is from RefSeq and is a predicted model, not a curated record. The coding region runs from base 208 to 1335 and encodes 375 amino acids. Gene Ontology annotation, biological process: negative regulation of protein secretion. Gene Ontology annotation, cellular component: cytoplasm; nucleus. The transcript has 3 exons. Lineage: Eukaryota; Metazoa; Arthropoda; Insecta; Lepidoptera; Pieridae.
UCAAAACAUUAAACAACGUAAAUCAAAAUGAAGUGAAUUCCCGCACGAUAACAUUGGAAUUUUUUUAAUUAUUUUUAAUUCAAUCUUUAUUAAAGGCAUUUGAAGUGCAUACACAUAUGUAUUGAAAUGUUUAUAGAGCAAUAUUAUGCUCAAGGAACGUUGUGUUAAAUCAAAAAACUAAGUUCUUGUUUUCAUUAUGUUUACGUUAUGGUCAUGGGUGUUCUCUUUCAGGGUGCAAAUUCUCAUGGCCAGCUAGGCCUUGAUAAGGUUAGUGAACAAGUGGAUACACCUACUAAAAUCUUAUCAAAUGAUUGUAGUAACGUAAAUCAAAUUGCUUGUGGAGGGGGACAUACCCUUCUUUUAGAUGAUGACGGAAAACUUUUUGCAUGCGGUUGGAAUUCCAAAAAGCAAUGUGGCCUAGAAAACGAUGUGCACAAAUUUCAAAGGGUAUGGUCUUUGAGCGGUAUCAAAUUUACAAAUAUCUCAUGUGGUUGGGAUUUUAGUUGCGGUGUUACCGACGAUAAAUUCUUAUUUGUUUGGGGAUCCAAUAGCCAUGGGCAGUUGGGAUUACCUAAAGAGCAGUUUCCCGAAGCAAUAAAACCUAUUAGAUUACAUGUAAAUGCAUGUGCUGUAUCAAUGGGCUUGAGGCAUACUGCUAUUAUUAACUCAAAGGGUGAAGUAUGGAUUACAGGAUGUGGUAAGCAUGGACAACUUGGUCUUGGUAAAGAUGUGCUUUUUUCAGAUAGAUUCCAAAAAGUACCAAUAACAAAUAGACUAACACAUAUAGCUUGUGGGCAGAAUCACACAGUAGCUUGGUGCUCAGAUGAUAAAGCUCUGUAUGUUUGGGGAGAUAAUAGACAUGGUCAAUUAUUAUUGACUUCUGAAAAGUAUAAAAAGAUUUACAAACCUGAGAAAAUUGAUAUUGACGUCAAGCAGAAAGUUAAGAAGCUUCUUAGUGGAUGGACCAAUGUUUUGCUGUGGUUAGAAGAUGGCCAGCUUCUUACAUGGGGUAGGAAUAACUAUGGCCAACUUGGUACAGACAAGCCCUUUGAUGGGAGCAUCAUUCACAUUAAGUUACCAGAUGGUAGACAAGUUAAAGACAUUGUAUUGGGAUCAGAACAUACAAUUUGUCUUGCAACAGACAAUUCCCUGUGGGCCUGGGGAUGGAAUGAACAUGCAAAUACAGGAACAACAUCAGCGGAUUUAGUAUAUUUUCCAACAUCAAUACCUUUAGAUAAUGUUAAUGUGAGAGUAAGCCAAAUAUAUGCAGGAGGUGCACACAAUUUUAUGGUAACUCAUAAUCAAGAAAAGAAGAAUGACAAUAGCAUGAGUUAAUAUGAGUACUGAUUUAUUAUCUUUAACUGUUUUUUUUACUACAUCUAUUGCAAAGAUAUUUCAUUAGUAUCAGUUCAACAUUGUGUUAAACAAUUAGUAUACUUAAUACAUAUUUGGUGAUAACCUA